Messenger RNA from Exophiala xenobiotica, 3894 nucleotides. RefSeq lists its product as uncharacterized. The coding region runs from base 190 to 3558 and encodes 1122 amino acids. The record is from RefSeq and is a predicted model, not a curated record. Gene Ontology annotation, cellular component: nucleus; chromatin. NCBI's taxonomy places the organism in Eukaryota, Fungi, Ascomycota, Eurotiomycetes, Chaetothyriales, Herpotrichiellaceae. Gene Ontology annotation, molecular function: DNA binding; ATP hydrolysis activity; ATP binding. The transcript is spliced from 2 exons. Gene Ontology annotation, biological process: regulation of transcription by RNA polymerase II; nucleosome organization.
CAUAUCUUCUCUCUUGCCCUCUUCAUGUUCUUUAUUACCUUCACCAUCUUGCGGUCUAGGGGCGCGUUUUGCAUCGCGUAGAUCCAACUUUUCCCAAACGUCCACGGCUCUUCUGCCUCUGCCCGCAUAAGUCGCGUUCUCUUCCAUUCAGCGAAGUAUUUCGCGAGGCCGUGUCGGCCAACGCCCGCCAUGGCUCUCUCAAAGACGCAACAAACUGAUUCCGAAGCCUCCUCAAUAGCCGAUACCUCCAUGGCAGAUGCAAGCAACAUCAUUCGACCGCGUAGACCGUCUUUCGGCCACCUCAAUAGGUACAUGGACGAUACGCCUGACUACACUGAUUCAGACACAAAUCCCAACACGACAGCCAGCAGUGUAGCUGGCGACAUGCCGGCCAUCGACGGUAGGAAGAAACGUAUUGAAGCGUUCCAACUACGGAAGAGCAUACUAGGAAAGAAGCAUGGGCAGCUGGACGAGUCUAAAGAGGAUGACACGAUCCGCCGAUUCAAAUAUCUCCUCGGAUUGACAGACCUAUUCCGCCACUUCAUCGAGACGAACCCCAAUCCCAAAAUACGAGAAGUCAUGGAUGAAAUAGACCGUCAAAAUGCCGAAGAGGCUGCCAACACAAAGAAAGGUGUCUCUCGCAAGGGUGGCGCAGCCGCCGGAAACAAGAGAAAGACCGAGCAAGAAGAGGAUGCAGAGCUGCUACGUGAUGAGAAGCGUGGUGCAGCAUCACAGACCAUAUUCCGGGAAUCACCGGCAUACAUCCAGGGUGGCGAGAUGCGAGACUACCAGGUCGCUGGUCUCAACUGGCUUAUUUCCCUGCACGAGAACGGCAUUUCAGGUAUCCUUGCUGAUGAGAUGGGUCUCGGCAAGACUCUUCAGACGAUCUCCUUCCUCGGGUACCUUCGGCAUAUCUGUGACAUCAAGGGACCACAUCUCAUUGCUGUUCCGAAAUCAACUCUGGACAACUGGGCGAGAGAAUUCAAGAAAUGGACCCCCGAAGUCGAUGUUUUGGUCCUGCAAGGUGCCAAAGAAGACCGGCAUGCCUUGAUCAAUGAACGACUCAUUGACGAAAAGUUCGAUGUCUGUAUCACGAGCUACGAAAUGAUCCUCAGAGAGAAAACUCACCUGAAGAAAUUUGCUUGGGAGUACAUCAUCGUCGACGAAGCCCACCGAAUCAAGAAUGAAGAGUCAUCCCUCGCACAGAUUAUCCGUAUGUUUACUUCUCGCAACCGUCUCCUCAUAACCGGGACGCCUCUGCAGAACAACCUUCAUGAGCUGUGGGCACUGCUCAACUUCCUUCUUCCUGACGUAUUCGGAGAUUCGGAAGCAUUCGACUCCUGGUUCUCGAGUCAGAGCGAGGAUCAAGACACUGUUGUCUCGCAGCUGCAUCGGGUCUUGAGACCUUUCUUGCUUCGAAGAGUAAAGAGCGAUGUCGAGAAGAGCUUGCUUCCCAAGAAAGAAGUCAAUUUGUACGUUGGUAUGUCCGAAAUGCAGGUCAAGUGGUACCAGAAAAUCCUCGAAAAGGAUAUUGAUGCGGUCAAUGGUGCUGGUGGCAAGCGAGAGUCGAAGACGAGACUGCUGAAUAUUGUCAUGCAACUCCGAAAAUGCUGCAACCAUCCCUAUCUAUUUGAAGGUGCUGAACCCGGUCCUCCGUACACCACAGAUGAGCAUUUGGUCUACAAUUCCGGCAAGAUGAUCAUUCUGGACAAGAUCUUGAACCGAAUGAAGGAAGAAGGAAGCCGAGUACUCAUUUUCUCGCAGAUGAGCAGAGUGCUGGACAUCCUUGAAGACUAUUGCGUCUUCAGAGGUCACAAAUAUUGUCGGAUUGACGGUGGUACGGCACAUGAAGAUCGUAUUGCCGCUAUUGAUGACUACAACAAGCCGGAUUCUGAGAAAUUCGUCUUCCUGCUGACUACCCGUGCGGGUGGUUUGGGUAUCAAUUUGACAUCAGCAAAUAUUGUUGUUCUCUACGACAGCGACUGGAAUCCGCAAGCAGAUCUACAAGCUAUGGAUCGAGCACAUCGUAUUGGUCAGACCAAGCAGGUCAAAGUAUUCCGCUUUGUUACAGAAAAUGCUAUCGAAGAGAAAGUGCUGGAACGGGCCGCUCAGAAGUUGCGGUUGGAUCAGCUCGUCAUCCAGCAAGGCAGAGCUCAGCAACAAGUGAAGCAGGCUGCUUCGAAGGACGACUUGUUGAACAUGAUCCAGCAUGGCGCUGAAAAGGUCUUCGAGACAAAAGGUGCGACUGGCGCGCUUGACGACAUUGACGAAAUCUUGCAGCGUGGCGAAGCUCGCACAGCUGAAUUGAGCGCCAGGUACGAGAAACUUGGUAUCGAUGACCUGCAGAAGUUUUCGUCGGAAAAUGCCUACGAGUGGAAUGGUGAAGACUUUACGCAACGUCGAAAAGACAUCGGCAUCAGUUGGAUCAAUCCAGCUAAGCGUGAGCGCAAGGAACAAUCAUACUCGAUGGACAAAUACUACAGACAGGCACUGUCGACCGGGGCAAAACCCGCUGAAACGAAGCCCAAAGUGCCCCGCGCUCCGAAACAGGUCAAUGUUCAUGACUGGCAAUUCUUCCCUCCCGGCCUCCAAGAGUUACAAGAAAAGGAGACGGCAUACUACCAUAAAGAAAUAGGGUACAAGGUGCCUCUUGCUGAAGGGACGGAAGAAGAUUUGAGUGAUCGUGAAGCCGAUCAACGACUAAAUCAAGACGAGAUUGACAAUGCCGAACCUCUGACUGAAGAGGAGAAGCAGCGUAAAGCUGAAAUGCAGGAGCAUGGUUUCGGCAACUGGAAUCGACGAGAUUUUCAGCAAUUUGUCAAUGGGUCUGCUAGAUUUGGCCGGACGAAUUAUGAAGGCAUUGCCACUGAAGUUGACAGCAAGGAACCGGACGAGAUCGAAGAGUAUGCCAAGGUCUUCUGGAAGCGCUACACCGAAAUUGCAGACUACGACAAGUACAUAAAGACCAUCGAGGCAGGUGAAGAGAAACUCCGCAAGACGAAUCUUCAGCGAAAGCUACUUCGGAAGAAGAUGGAGAUGUACCGAGUUCCUCUACAGCAGCUGAAGAUCAACUACACUGUCUCGACGACGAACAAGAAGGUCUAUACAGAGGAAGAGGAUCGAUUCUUGUUGGUCAUGCUUGAUAAACAUGGCGUUGAUGGAGAAGGCCUGUACGAGAAAAUCCGUGAUGAAAUCCGGGAAUCACCCUUGUUCCGCUUCGACUGGUUUUUCCUCAGCAGAACGCCAGUCGAAAUUGGUAGAAGAUGCACCACUUUGCUGAAUACGGUCUUGCGAGAGUUUGGAGACCCCGAGGAGAAGCUCACAAAUGGUCAUGGUCCUGGAAAAGGACGUGGCCGUGAUCGAGACGAAGAUGAUGACGAAGACAACGACAGCGAAGCACCGCCGGUCAAGAAGAAGGCAAAGAACGGCAUCGUGAAUAAACAAGUCAAAGCAGUCAAGUCAGGUCGAGGCAGCAAGAACACAUCGCCUGCAACAUCUCGAGCACAGAGCGUUUCAUCAACGGCGCCAGCGAAUCGAUCGAAGGGCAGAAAGAAGUGAUCAUGAUCAUGUCACACUACUUCAUGACGUCUUUGGUUGGGAGUUUUAUGAUAGCAUGUCGGAGGCUUGCGAGGAGUUUGUCUGGUUCAGAAAAAGCCGUUGUUCUAUCAAGGAAGCCUGCAGAUAUUGGGCAAGAGACAUGAGAUUGUUCAUGGUACAAGCCUUCGGGAGGCUGUCCGUGCUAUGAACGAGGUCUAUGCAUUGGCAUUGAGGACAUGAGCUUAGAAAUGUAGAACUAGUGUGAAAGACACAAUGAUCAGUUGCUGGGGUCAACCUGCAGACAAACAAGGGUCGUCGACAUAUGCUUUUGGGCACAGCGGCGUCAAUCUCAGCAUU